Messenger RNA from Mesocricetus auratus (golden hamster), 1399 nucleotides. It is a transcript of the gene Pnp, whose product is annotated as purine nucleoside phosphorylase. Gene Ontology annotation, cellular component: cytoplasm. The record is from RefSeq and is a predicted model, not a curated record. The transcript has 6 exons. Gene Ontology annotation, molecular function: purine-nucleoside phosphorylase activity. Bases 16 to 1044 code for a protein of 342 amino acids. Gene Ontology annotation, biological process: nucleoside metabolic process. Lineage: Eukaryota; Metazoa; Chordata; Mammalia; Rodentia; Cricetidae.
UGAGGGUGUAUCACCAUGGAGACGAGGCCGCUGCCAUUGGCUGGCGCCAGGGGCUGGGGCUAUAAAGCCGGGCCCGGAGCGCAGUGCACUAGCAGUGUUGGCCGGACUCAGACGGUGUCGCCCGCGGAGCGGAAAGGGCAGGAUCUCAGCGCGGCCGUCGGCGACACCAUGGAGAAAAACGAAUUCACGUACGAAGAUUACCAGAGCACCGCUGAGUGGCUUCUGUCUCACACCCUGCAUCGACCUCAAGUGGCAGUGAUCUGUGGUUCUGGGUUGGGAGGUCUGACUAAUAAAUUAACUCAGGCCCAGAUCUUUGAAUACAGUGAAAUACCCAACUUUCCCCAAAGCACAGUGCAAGGUCACGCCGGCCGGCUGGUGUUUGGGUUCCUGAAUGGCAAAGCCUGUGUCAUGAUGCAGGGCAGGUUCCACACGUAUGAAGGGUACUCACUGUCAAAGGUGACAUUCCCGGUGAGGGUCUUCCAUCUUCUGGGUGUAGACACUUUGGUAGUCACCAAUGCAGCUGGAGGACUCAACCCCAAUUUUGAAGUUGGAGAUAUCAUGCUGAUCCGUGAUCACAUCAACCUGCCUGGUUUCUCUGGUCAAAACCCUCUCCGAGGCCCCAAUGAUGAAAGGUUUGGAGUCCGUUUCCCUGCGAUGUCUGAUGCUUAUGACCGGAAUAUGAGACAGAAGGCUUUGACUGCCUGGAAACAAAUGGGGGAGCAACGGGAAUUACAGGAAGGCACCUAUGUGAUGUUGGCAGGACCCAACUUUGAGACCGUGGCAGAGAGCCGCCUGCUAAGAAUGCUGGGAGCAGAUGCUGUUGGCAUGAGCACGGUCCCGGAAGUUAUCGUUGCACGACAUUGUGGGCUCCGUGUCUUCGGUUUCUCACUCAUUACUAACAAGGUUGUCAUGGAUUACGCAAACCUGGAGAAGGCCAAUCACCAGGAAGUCUUAGAAGCUGGAAAAGCAGCGGCACAGAAGCUGGAACAUUUUGUCUCCAUUCUUAUGGAGAGCAUUCCAUCCCGGGAGCAUGCUGCCAGCUGACCGGCCUCGGGUGCUCGGUGCUGCCCUGGUGGGGUCACUAGUCUCUGCUGUCAGAUUGUAGCAGAAAGGGAGAGGAGGAUCCCUGCCCUUCACCCCCCAAUGUCUCCCGCUGUUCUGAUGACCGUCUCUGUUGCUCAGCUGCCUUCACAGAACCGUUGAACUUUGACUCCUUUGGAGGAGCCGGAGCUCGCCGCCCCACCACGGUUGGGACUUCCGCCUUCAAACAGUACCUGCUAGGUCUCCCAUGUUCCUCUGGGCUCAGCCUGGCUCCCCUAACGCACUAGAGACCAAAGACCAACCCAAUACCUCUCUAUUUAGUACCACAAUGUUUGGAGAAUAAAGAGAUCACACGCUU